AUGUACCCGAUUGUGGAAACUUGGUCCUUUAUUCAGAGCCCAGAGACCGAUGACCUUCCUGGUUGGGAUAACUCGGCGCCCAUCCACAUUGCCUGCCAGGUGGAGGACGCGGAGGCUGCGACGGCCUUCGUGGAGUUCCUGAUGGGGAAGAAGGUGGACGCGUCGAAGUGGGGCACGCAGCUCAGCAAGAAGCUCAAGCACUCCAAGCGCCUUCCUGUCCACUAUGCAGCCGAGAACAAGAACCUCGACACCAAGACCGUGCUGCUGGUGGCCGAAGCCUUCCCACCUGCGCUAUUCCAGCCUGUUGGGGGCAAGGCGGGGCGGAAGCUGCCCGUGCAGCUUGCGAAGCACAACAAGAAGACCCGCCGUGCGUUGGAGGAGCUCAUGUACAAGCACAUCUCCGAUGUCUGUGACCAGGUCACCAGCGAGAAGAUCUCGGAUGUCCUGAAUCUCAUGAGGCUGGCCACGGAGUUCGAGAAGAUCCGGACGAUAAGCCCGCGUGAGCUGGACAGGGGCCGAGCAACAGACAUGGUCUCCCGCUCCUUCGAGAAGGUCAUCAAGGACCUCAAGGCGCAGAGCGAAGCCGUUGAGCGGCAGUUUGUCGAGGAGGCCAUCAGCUUCGCGGAGGCGAACCCUCGUGUGGACCUCGGCCGGGAGACCGGCACCAAGGUGCAGGUUCAGACCAUCAGCAGCAUGGGCGAGGUCCUGAAGAGCGACUUCUGGGAGCUCCUCAAGUUGGUCAACAGCGGCAGGGAGACGAAGGAGGACGCAGAGGACAAGGAGGACAAGGAGGACGAGACCACCCAGGCAGUCAACGACUUGAUCAAAGUGCCCGAACUCGAAGAGCUGCUGACGCACGAGAUCGCCGCAAGGCUGAAGUGGGCGGCGGCAGCUUGCGACGCCGGCGAGGACUCCGUCACUGACAAGCUGACGACUUCGGAUGCAGUCAGGUAUGCCCUGUUCGUGCUGGCCGGCCUGAUCUCCAUCUCGAAGAAAAGCGCCAGCGAGGAGGAGUCUGAUGCUGAAGAGAGGCCAGCUGCGGCAGCGAGCCUGGCUACCACAGCAUUGGACACCUGUUCAGACGACUUGGCGAAGGUGGCCGCCUGGUACUGCAAAGAGCUGCAGCUCCCGGAAGCCUGGAAUCUGAUUGGCCUGCUGCGAGAAGGUCUGUCAGGGGGGAGCCUAACGGACAUCCUCUUCUCGGGCGGGGACCUGGUCAUCAAGAAAGAGGUGCCCAACGACCAUGUUUGGUUCCAGUGGAUCGAAGGCCUCUUCGAGGCGACGUUUCUGCACAUCUACACCCGGGAUCGGCAUGGGGAAUCUGUGCCGGAUGCCCUCCAGGUGAAGGAUGUGCAGCAGGUCUUCAACUGCGGCAGCUGGGGUGAGUAUGCGAAACGGCGGCAGGGCGUCCAAGAGGACCUCUUCAACAAGGGCUCGGCAUGGAUGGGGGAGCUGAAGACAGACCCAUGUACAAAAGGCGAGGCGCCGGACUGGCAUGUGGCCGGUGAGAAGUCGGUGGCCAAUGAGCACUGGCUUUAUCAUGGCACCUCCUUGGCCGGCGAGGAGGGGAUCACAGAAGGCUUCUUGAAUUGGAUGUAA
Symbiodinium natans is the source of this 1599-nucleotide messenger RNA. The record is from the annotation of a GenBank genome assembly. NCBI's taxonomy places the organism in Eukaryota, Dinophyceae, Suessiales, Symbiodiniaceae.